CCACUUCGUCCAGCAGAGUGGAGCCUCCCACACGAAGCGACUUUCACGUCCGCGGUGCAAAGUUUCGAGACGUUCCGCUCAGUGGCGGUGGGUGUCGUAAACCUCUAAACUCACAGCAACUCCUCGUAAAGCACGCACGUCUCCUCUCCCCGUCGAGGUCCAGGUGGCAACGCGGACGGGGCAAGAUGUCCGUCGCAGGAUUCAAGAAGCAGUUCUACAAAGCAAGCCAGUUGAUGAGUGAAAAGGUUGGAGGUGCAGAGGGAACCAAACUGGAUGAAGACUUCAAGGACCUCGAGAGGAGAGCAGAUAUCACCAGCAAAGCAGUGGUGGAAGUCAUCAAUAAAACAUCGGAGUACCUCCAGCCCAACCCUGCAACGAGAGCUAAGCUUUCCAUGCUCAACACAGUGUCCAAAAUCCGCGGACAGGUGAAUAGUCCGGGCUACCCACAGCCCGAGGGCCUCCUGGGGGAGUGCAUGACCAAGUAUGGACAGGAUAUGGGCGAGGACACCAAUUUUGGUGGGGCUCUUGUAGACAUAGGGGAGACUAUGAAGAGGAUGGCUGAGGUCAAAGACUCUCUGGAUAUUGAUGUGAAGCAGAACUUUAUUGACCCACUGCAGGCGGUCGCUGAGAAGGAUAUCAAGGACAUUCAGCACCACCUGAAAAAGCUGGAGGGCCGUCGCCUGGACUAUGAUUACAAAAAGAAACGUCAGGGUAAAAUCCAAGAUGAGGAGAUCAGGCAGGCCCUGGAGAAGUUCCAUGAGUCCAAAGAAAUGGCUGAGGGCUCCAUGCAUAACCUGCUGGAAACAGAUGUGGAGCAGGUGAGCCAGCUGUCGUCCUUCGUGGAGUCUAUGCUGCAGUACCACAGACGGGCCGCAAACAUCCUGGAAGAGCUUUCUGACAAACUGAGAGAAAGGGUGACUGAUGCUCAGAACCGUCCACGGCGUGAAUACUUACCCAAACCAAGACCAGAAUACGAUUACGGAGAGGUAGAGCAGUCCAACGGAGGAUACUCGCCUGCUGCAACAAGCCCCCCAGCGUACUCCACCGCUCCAGCACAAUAUCAAGGUCCUUCCUUCCAAAGAAGCUCCGUCAGGAGCAGGCCACCUGAGCCGUGCUGUAAGGCCCUGUAUGACUUUGAGCCGGAGAACGAGGGAGAGCUGGGCUUCCACGAGGGUGACAUCAUCACCUUGGUCAGUCAAAUCGAUGAGAACUGGUUCGAGGGAUCCCUUCGUGGAAAAUCGGGAUACUUCCCAAACAACUAUGUUGAAGUGGUGGUGCCGAUAUCGCACUGAGGGAGAGGGAGACGGCAGAGGAUGGAACAGGGGGAAUGAUAGAGGGUUUGUCGACUCUCAUUAACCAAAAAAAUUGCUUUUGUUUAUUGUAAUUAAAGGGUAAACAUCUCAAAACAGGGACCUAAUUUUUAUAUCUACGAGUUAUAUUGGAGCAAGGCCUUUUCUCCCACUCUAAUAAGAUUGAAUGGAUUUUUUUCUAAAAACAGAAAGGAUGGAGGGAUGUCCAACCAGAGAAAUGAUCGCCUGAUGUCUGAGUGCAUUUGCCAUAUCCUGAGUCUUUAUAUCUGAUCUCUAUGCACCUGUGCACUUUGUACACUACACCCCAAUCAUUAGGACUGACGAAGAAAGAUCAAGAUAGAAUGACAUCUGUUAUAACAUGUCCAGCAGUAUCCACAAACACUAAGAAGUGUGACUUCUUUAUUCUUAUAUUCCUAUUUUACAUUCCCAAUAUGAAUGGUUCUAUGUGUUGAUUCAUAUUGGUACUACACACACACAUGCAUGUAUUUUUCCAAGCACCGUUUUCUACACUCCCACAUCUCACCUCCGUGCCUCUAGGCGGUCGUACUGUUGUCAUCACAGACUCAACAUGGAGGACACACAGCCUUCUGUUAAUGUGUAAAACUAUCCUCCGCUGCCAUCUGGUGGUACACAUGAUGAUUUUAACUAUUGGUUUGAGUGGCCCUGUCACAUGGGUAUUUAUAUGAGAGAGAGAGAGAGAGACUGCCUGCUGUUUGUCACUGAAAUUGCAGUUUAACAGACAUCAGCCGAGUUUAUUUUUAGACAAAAAAGUUGUUUGAAAGUUUAUUUUUAGAGGACUGUAGGGUUCCAUAAAUUACUUAUUUUUAAUUUCAUUUAUCACUUGUUUCUAAAUUGUCAGUAAGUUGAUUUACCUACAGCUUAACCCCUUGUUUGUCAGCGCAAUCCACCCGCUUGACUCUUAAAACCAAAGAAAGGUUGCACAAAAUCCAAAACUGUCUGCAGCUGCUGCUUGUCAAUAAAAAGACCGGGAUGUCAUACAGCCGUAUGACAUCCGUGUGUGCAAAACGCUUGGAUAUUAAUAAUAUUUAAUUAUAUGCAAAUACAUUUGGGUUUUUUUACCUUCUAUUUACCUAACAGACGCAGACAUUUGAUUCCAUUAUAAUGCAGCGCACAAUCACGCUACAUGAUUCUCCCACAGCCUCCGAACAAUUUGCAUUACACCAAAGGCGUAAGCAUGCUCCCGUCAGUCCCUCUGUGCUCUCAGGCUCUCGUGAUGCUGCUGGCAGUGUCAGUCACACUGUUGUCUGGGCUUUUACCCAAACUGUUUCGUCAAUGAAUUUUCAAUCUUGUGAUUUAUUUUCUCCCUCGGCACCAGGGUACGCUUGGCUUUAGUGCUCCGACCUAUAAUUUCAGAGCAUGGAAAUUAAUCUGAUGUGUAUUUGGAUGUUUUUUGUACCUGCCUCAGUUUUCGAGAUGAAACUGUGCACCAGACCUGACAGAAAACGCUACACCCCAACUAUUGUGUUGGCAAUAUACUAAUAACGAGUAAGGUCUUCACACAAUGGCUUGUUUCAGUUUCAUUUAAGCCCAUUACCAGCUUCACUAUGAACUGUGAGGGUUUGUGCUUUUCACUAAAAUGCCAACUUUCUCCUGUUGUCAGGAUCUCCUUGUUCGACCGCCCCCCACCCCACUCAUCCCUCCCGUCUCUAUUUAAACCGGGAGCGGAACAGACAGGCCUUUUCAGCAGGGAAGGGCACACAGCGGUGGAUUAUGCCCUCCCUCCCCCACCUACUAGUCUUACUCACCACCUGCCCCCUGUACCACCCCCCCCCCCCCCCCCCCCCCCACCCCAAUUAUCUGCCCAAUCCCAUGGUGCCUAUGGAGCUAGUCUCCCGGUCCAUCUCUGCAAUAAUCUCCUUGUUAUCGUAGUAUGUGCCUCCUGAUAUUAUGCUAUCAUGUCUCCUAUGUUAUCGUGUUAUGUAUAAGGCCAAAGUGUUUGGCUGUGCUGAAUAAUAACUGGUUCAGGUGUGGAUUCUCAUGCCUCAUUAUACUGAAUCAAAAGCCCGGUGUUUGUGAGGGGAGCGGAGGGUCAGGGGCUCAGGUUGAGCUAUUAUGCAUCUUGUAUAAUGAUGAUGAUUAAUGUGGUGGAACAAAGGGCUAAGAUCAAUUUUUGUGUGCUGCAGCUGUCACAGCUGAAAUAGUUGUCCUACUGCUGUGGCUGACAUUUAUUGCAGCACUACAUUCUGUGAUGGUUUGUUUUCGCAUCCAUACCCAGAAGUGUCCCGACUUUAUAACACUAUAUAACGAAUGAAGUAUUAUUGGCCUUAAAAAACAUUAUUUUAUUAUGCACAACUGUUUUCUGUGUAAGAAAUAUAACCGCUUUGUAACCUGCAUGUGUCUUCUUACGUCUCCUGCGUCUUAGUUGAUGCCCUUUCUUUUGUAAUUGUUACUGUGGGGGGAUUAUCCUGGAUUAUCUAUAGGAUAUAUGGUUUACCUCUAUAUUAAAUGUAAUCUUAUGUGUAUUGUAUAUUUUUGUUAUUAUGUAAAGGGGAACCCAUGCUGUUCAUGUGCUUUUUCGAAUAAAUGUUUAAUAAUA
Messenger RNA from Scophthalmus maximus (turbot), 3867 nucleotides. Its product is annotated as endophilin-A2. The record is from RefSeq and is a predicted model, not a curated record. Gene Ontology annotation, molecular function: protein binding. The transcript is spliced from 9 exons. The coding region runs from base 186 to 1292 and encodes 368 amino acids. Gene Ontology annotation, cellular component: presynapse; cytoplasm; glutamatergic synapse. Gene Ontology annotation, biological process: synaptic vesicle uncoating. Lineage: Eukaryota; Metazoa; Chordata; Actinopteri; Pleuronectiformes; Scophthalmidae.